GUAUGUUUUGAGGUUUGCUCGCUAAUAAACGAAACCGAACAGGUCGAAGACUUGAAGCUGGGAAGAGUUGUGUCGUGUUGGAAGGAAGAAAAGGAAGGAGAAGGCCAAAUCCAAAAAGAAAUGCUAGCACCCAAACAAGUAGCAAAAUCUUCAAGGGUUUUCCUCUCUUCCCUUUUUCUCUUCAACUUAAAGAACAACAACCCUCUUAUCUCCACCACAUCCCCAUCCUUGUACUGUUGCUUUUACUAUGAUUACUCAACAGCUGUAGCUGCUGCUGCUGCAGCAGCAGCAGCAAGAGGAGGAGGCAUUCGUGAUAGAGUCACAAGUGCAAAGGACAUAGCCACAUCCUUCAAAGAAUGGUUCAAGAAAGGAAACAACGAGUUGUUGAAUCGAAUUUUUGUCACAAUUCAGAAACAUGGUGAAGACAAAGAAGCUCUUGGGCUUGCUCUUUCGCAAUUGCGUCUUCCUUUGAAUGAGUCAUUUGUGUUGGAUGUGCUUGCUUAUGGUAAAAAUAGAAACGAGAUUUAUUCUUGUGUUAAAUUCUUUGAUUGGGCUGGUCAUAAAGGUGGUUUCUUUCACACUCGUGUUACUUUUCAUGCUUUUUUUAAGAUCUUGACAGCAUCGAAAGGGAUGAGUGUGAUGCUUGAUUUCUUAGAGGUUUGUAAGGGGACAGGAGAUGUUUAUGUUCAUCAUAAUAUGAGAUUUCAGACCGUUUUGGUGAUGGGUUACGCUGUUGCUGGCAAGCCUGAUGUCGCACUCCAAAUGCUUGGUAGAAUGCGCUUUCAAGGUCUUGAUUUGGAUACUUUCUCUUAUCAUGUGCUUCUCAAUUCUUUGAUUGAAGGGGUUUAUUUUGAGGGUUUUGAGGCUGUCUUUAAGCAGAUUUCGUUGAGGGGUUUUGAGGGUGGGGUGACCCGGGUUCUGAAGAUGAAAUAUUUAUGUAAGCAGAAAUUGUUGGAUGAGGCGGAGGCGUAUUUUCGUGGGCUGGUCAAUGAGGGUAAGGUUGACAAGUGUAGAAGAGGUGAAAUGUUUGGAUAUGCACAUGCUUUGAGUGUUCUUGUUGAUGGGUUAUGUCAAAAUGGUUUGUUUGUCAAGGCCGGGGAGUUGAUUGAGGAAAUUAGCAAGUUGGAGUUGGUGCCAAUGGACUCUGCUUAUGGGAUUUGGUUGAAGAACCUUGUCCAUGCUGGAGAGAUCGAUGCAGCCUUCAAGUUCAUGAAGAGCAAGAAGUCCUUAGAAGGGUAUGUUCCAGACAUUUUUUGGUGUAAUUCAUUGCUUUUCAGGCUUUUGAAGGAUAACCGUCUUGAGGAUGCUUGUGAUUUGCUGAUUGAGAUGAAGGAGAAUCAGAUAUCUGCUAACACCGUCACCAUGAACGCUGCAUUGUGUUUCUUUUGCAAAGCUGGAAUGGUAGAGGUUGCACAUAAGUUGUACAAGUCGAAGUUGGAGUUUGGAUUCUCGCCUAAUACCAUGGCAUAUAAUUAUCUUAUCAAUUCUCUAUGUGGAGUAGGGUCCUCUGUUGAAGCUUAUUCUCUACUGAAGAAUUCUAUUAAACAAGGUUAUUUCCCUGGUACAAGAGCAUUUUCUAUACUUGCUGAUGCUUUGUGUAGACAAGGGAAGCUUGACAUGGUGAUGGAAUUGGUUCUUCUUGCUCCAUCAAAGAAUUUUAGGCUCAGUGAUUCCACAUACGAAAGAGUCAUAUCAGCAUUGUGCAGGGCUAGGAGGUUUGAAGAUGGUUAUGUGAUGCAUGGGGAAUUUAACAGAAGGAAUAGAGUUGCUACAGUAGCUACUUACAGGCAGUUGAUUCAUGGUUUUAGCAAGUCCAAUAGGGGACAUAUUGCUUCUAGGCUUCUUAUUGAAAUGCAGGAUAAGGGUCACCAGCCAACUCGGAAAAUGUUCAGAGCUGUCUUUCGCUGUCUAUGUGAUAUGGAAAAUCCAGAAAUGCAUUUCUUCAAAUUGCUGGAGAUGCAAUUGUACCGUCACAAAUUCAACACUAAGGUUUAUAACUUCUUCAUUGAUGAAGCUGGGCGUAGCAAGAAACCUGAACUAGCCAGAGAAGUAUUUGAGAUGAUGCAGAGAAAUGGAAUCGAGCCCAAUGUUGGCUCACAUGUUUUUAUGUUGAAGGCUUUUCUGAGGAAUGGAAGAAUUUCUGAUGCACUAAAUUUCCUUAAAGCAACGCAUGAUAGCAAGAUGGAUGAAAAGCUGUACCGUGCCAUGGUUGUUGGGCUCUGUGAAGUCAAAAGAACCGAUCUUGCUCUGGAUUUUCUGAAGGCAAUGCAGAGUAAGGAAUUGGUUCCAAGCAUGGAAUGCUACGAGGCUGUUGUAAGGUUGCUUUGCUCAACCAAAAACUAUGAUAUGGUGGUAAAAAUUAUUUAUGACUUGAAGAAAUGCCAGCGUAAGCUUACAUCCCUUAUUGGUAAUGUACUUCUGUUGCAUUCCCUGAAGAGUAAUGAGCUAUAUGAGUCUUGGGUUCGAUCAAGAGAUCUGCAGAAUGAUACAUCUUCUGAUCUUUCAAACCUUGGACUCCUAAUUAGUGCAUUUUCUGGUCAUCUUGAAGUGAGCCUCGAAUACUUGGAAGGACUGAUUGAACAGUGCUUCCCCCCCGACAUCUACACUUGCAACAUGUUGUUGAGGAUGCUAUGCAUGAGGGAUUUGGACCGUGCUCAGAAGUUCUUCAAUAGACUACGUGACAAAGGAUUUGAACCUAAUCGAUGGACUUUCGACAUCAUGGCACAUGGUCAUUUUAAGCAUGGAAGGCAAGUUCAGGGUAGGCUAUGGGUGGAUGAGAUGUCGAGGAAGGGGUUUGAUCCAACUUAAAGUACCCUACAACUCUUUCCCCGAUACCUGAACUGGUAUGGUCCUCAGUUAACGCAGCAGGGUUGAGUCCUUUACAAAGAAACAAACAAUGACAAUUUGGCAGAGGUCCAAAAUGGACUUCUUCUGUUCUUCUUCCGCAACAAGAUGCCUUGCUGAUAAUAUAAUACCAAGGAAUGGCUGCGAAGACUGCAUGAUUGAAUGAUUAAACAGGUGAUGUUUAAUUUUAUAAGUGAAAUGGAAGGUUAAUUGGUUGCCAUUUAAUCAACAGCACAAGCAUAGAUAGGAAUAUUGAAAAUCAAAAUAUAUUUAUAUGAUAAUAUAUCAAUAAAAUAUGGGGUUAAUUUGAA
This is a messenger RNA of Populus euphratica (Euphrates poplar), 3155 nucleotides long. RefSeq names its product Pentatricopeptide repeat (PPR) superfamily protein. The record is from RefSeq and is a predicted model, not a curated record. Bases 121 to 2808 code for a protein of 895 amino acids. NCBI's taxonomy places the organism in Eukaryota, Viridiplantae, Streptophyta, Magnoliopsida, Malpighiales, Salicaceae. Gene Ontology annotation, molecular function: mRNA binding; protein binding. The transcript has 2 exons.